Molecule: messenger RNA, 3981 nt
Organism: Penicillium mononematosum
Lineage: Eukaryota; Fungi; Ascomycota; Eurotiomycetes; Eurotiales; Aspergillaceae
Exons: 7
Coding region: 1-3981 (1326 amino acids)
Molecular function (GO): protein binding
Source: RefSeq, a predicted model, not a curated record
AUGUGGAGGAAUAUCUACACGGUGGGGUUGAUUGUACCCUUUAUCGCUGCCAUAGUCUACGAUUUCUUGAUUCGUGGAAUUCCCUCACCUACCAAUCCAGCUCAAGUACAUAGAGCACCACUGGGAUUCGUGCCAGUUAUUAACUAUACUCAACUACAAGACAGUAAUGGGAUCGACAUAGUAUUUGUCCACGGGCUUGGCUCCAAUCCGGACACAACAUGGCAGGCGCGUAGGACGACGCAAGGACCCGACCCCAGCGAAGCAAAUGUCAAUUGGAUUCGUGAUUUUCUGCCUAAUGAUUUACGUCAGUUAGACACUGGCAACACUCAUCUUUACUUCUUUAACUUUGACUCGUUUUGGAAAAGAGAUGCGGUGCAAGCAAGGCUCGCAACCAUUGGAAGCGAUCUUUUGGAGCACAUGGCAAAUGGCAUACGUCGGUCCCAGGAGGCAAAAAGUCGCAAGCUUGUAUUUGUCGGGUAUAGCUACGGAGGGUUGGUCAUCAAGGAGGCCGUUGUCCUUGCUCGUGGAAACCCGGAUUUUGAGUACAUAUCCCAGAAUACGCGAGCGAUCGUUUUUCUAGGGACGCCUCACCGUGGAUCCACGUUCAGCUCAUGGGGUCGUCGGGUAGCUCGUUUACUUCGACUGGUUGGAUCAAAUCCUUCCAUAUUGGAGGAGAUAGAGUAUGAUUCUACCAUGCUUCUGGAUUUACACAUAGGGUUCGAGGCCGGCAUAGGCGCAGAAACUCAGCUCAUCAAUGUCUUCGAGCAGCGACCGACUCUGUUAUUCAGUCUCUGGUUUUUUCAAUGGAGAGAGUUUUGCGUUCGUGAACAAUCUGCCAAAUUUGGAGGAGGUAGGGUACGGAACAUUGGUCUUCCCGUAGACCAUAGUGGUUUAAAUAAAUUCGCCUCCCGGGAUAGCAGCUACCAGGUUCUAUUAUCUAUCUUAUCGAAUGCGAUCUCUCCUGAACCUCGAAAAUAUCGCCGCAGUCAGGGUACAAAGGACGAGUUUCGAAUCACGCUUCAGCUGCCAUUCCUACGCAAUGAUCGGUUCACAGGUCGGACCGAUCUUCUCCUGCAUGCUCAUCGCUAUUUUAAGGAAGAAUGUACUCCUUCCCAGCAAUGCGUUUUUGCCCUGCAUGGCCCAGGAGGAAUAGGCAAAACCCAGAUUGCUGUCGAAUAUGCAUAUAGGUACAUGGAUAGCUACACAUCCGUGUUCUGGAUCGACGGGUCCAGUGUGCCAGCUAUUCGCCGGAGCUUUGCCCAUGCGGCUGAUCAAGUCAUGAGUCACUUCCGAAAAACCCAUACAAAUGACACUGAAUACAAGAAGUUUGCCGAAUCAUUUGGAGGAGAAAUACUCGUGGAUGACACGGGUUCUGGUAUUGAAAAAGUGUCUCAGGCUGUGAGGGGGACGCUAGAUUGGUUGGCACAGCAAGAGAACCAUCAAUGGCUGCUGAUAUUUGACAAUGUUGACGAUUUGGAUUCAUUCGACAUCCGCAAUCAUAUUCCCAGAGUGCCAUUUGGUAGCAUCCUCCUGACAAGCAGGCGGAAAGAUAUAUCUGGCUACUGGAAAAGUAUCCCAGUUGGAGAGAUGGGCAAAGAAGAGGGCAAGACUCUAUUUGCCAAGAGUUCUGGCUUCUACGGAAAAGUUGAAGACACUGUUGCCGAAGAAUUACUCGACUUGUUAGGGUAUUUCCCACUUGCCAUAGAGCAGGCCGGUGCCUAUAUAUCUGCUCAACAGAACUUUCUCCCCGAUCAUCCAGAGCAGUUUACCCGAGCCGUCCAGAAGUACAUUGAGCAGUAUCACGUCAACGCCGAAAGGCUGCUUGCCCAUAGACGACCUCAGUCUAUAUGGGACUACCGUAACGACACAAUUCUCACUACAUGGGAGGUCUCUCUCCAGGCAAUCCAGAGGAGCACACCGGAAGCUGCUGAACUUUUAUUUCUUUGUGGUUUCUUGUCAAACAAUGAUAUAUUCGAGGACAUGUUGUCUGACGAUGUGCACCUUCAAACAAACAGACCGCACAUCCAUGCAGCUCUUGAGAAUGCCCGAUCAUUCCUCACCAAAGCACCAACAUUGGCCUCCAUGGACCUCCAAUAUCCUCCAGCAUAUGCCACACCGCCCCAUAGACUAUCAUUCAUUUAUGAAACGCCGCAGUGGUGGUAUCUCUGGCUUCUUGGUCAAUUACAGGAAGCGGGACUGUUCUUUAAGUCUCUAUAUCGCGAAGAUGAACAACUGGAGGAUGAUCCAUGGUUACUUACUUACAAAUUGACCAUUGCCCUCCGAGACUAUAAUCUUCAGGCCGCAGCCCAGUUAUUUCGAUGGGAACUAUCGGAAAUUUACAUGAGGCUUCAUCCAAUGCACCCAAGGUCUCUGAGUGUUGCGGGAGAUUUAGCUUGGGCUCUGUACAACCUGCGACAUUUUGACGAGUCAAGAAGAUGGUACGAAUGGAUUUUGGCAGCCCGGCAGCGUGUCCUAGGGCAUAGUCAUUACGCUACAAUGGGGGCUCUUAUCGGGCUAGCCGCUCUUUACGAAGAAGGUCGCAACUUCGACAAAGCACUCGAGCUGAGACUUGUUGCAUACGAAGGUCGAGUGGCAAGAUUAGGCCAGGCCAACGUGUUGACACAGAAUGCCGCAAAGGCUGUCGCCGAUCAAUUGUUCAAUCUUGAAAGAUACGAGGAAGCGGACCAAUGGUACCGCACAGUCUUGAAGGCGGAGGUGGAAAUGUACGGUCUGAAGCACGAAAGAGUCUUACGUCUCGUGCGAAACUAUCUUGCCAACUUCGCUUCGAAGGCCUUACCUGACAAAAAGGCUCAGUGGGCCAAGACCGAGUUUCAAACACUGAAUUCGACACUAGGUUCAGCUCACAAAGAAACUGUGGACAGCGCCCACCGUAUGGCUAUGGUCUAUUACGAGAAUAAUCAAUAUGAACAGGCGCUUGUGUGGAUGUUUAUGACCUUCGACACAAGGAAUCGUACACUUGGACUAUAUCACAACGACACAGUGGCUAGCAUGCAUAGCAUUUGGAUUGUUUUGAAUCAUCUAUCUAGAGUGGAUGAAAGUCUUGAGUGGAAUUUCAUGGUCUAUGAGGCUCGCAGUCGCACCUUGGGGCCGUACGAUGAAGACGCCUUGGAGAGUGCUAAUAAUAUGGGUGCCAUGUAUGCUGACCAACUUCAAUUUGACAAGGCGCUGGAAUGGUUUUCUAUCACCUUUGAGGGUCGAAAUCGCACCCUGGGGCUGGAUCACGAAGACACCUUAUGGAGUGCUAGGAGUAUUGGCUAUGCAUAUGAGCGCCAAUCCCAAUUUGACAAGGCGCUUGAGUGGUCUGUUGGCCUUGUAUAUCACCUCCAAUCCCGGUUUGACAAGGCGCUCGAGUGGGAAUUUAUCGUCUAUGAGGGUCGAAAUCGUACCCUUGGACCGGAUGGUUAUCACACCCUGCAGAGUAUUCACGAUAUUGGUGUCAUAUAUGACAGUCAAUCCCAAUUUGACAAGGCGAUUCAGUGGUAUUCUGUCGCCUUCGAAGGCCAGAAUCGUACAUUAGGACCGGAUGCCCAAGAGACCCUAUGGUGCGCUUCUAAUAUUGGUAAAGCAUAUAAGGCUCAAUCCCAAUUCGAAAACGCGCUGAAAUGGCAUUCGCUCGCGUUUGAAGGUCGGAUUAUUGCCUUAGGGCCAGGUCAUAAGCACACGCUACGGUCUGGGCUGCAGAUUGGAUGGAACCACAUGAAUUUGGGCCAGUAUGACGAGGCCCUGACUUGGUUCAAGCGAGUUCUGGCUCUCGGGAAUGAAUCCCUUGGGAUGAGUCAUGAGUAUAUGCAGCAAGCCCAAGAAGAGAUUUCUAAGAUUGAGUGUUGGAUGGAAUCUCUUGAGCGUUGCGAAUGUAGGAACCAAAUGGAAGGAGUGAGAGUUGUAUUAGGAGAGGAGCGAACUACCUACCUAUCGAGGAGGUGGAUGUCUGAGACACCCGCUACCGCAACAAAAUCCUAG